Messenger RNA from Camelina sativa (false flax), 1476 nucleotides. The record is from RefSeq and is a predicted model, not a curated record. NCBI's taxonomy places the organism in Eukaryota, Viridiplantae, Streptophyta, Magnoliopsida, Brassicales, Brassicaceae.
AUGGCCGGCGUUGGUUCCGGCAAGCUCAUCGGAUCGGAGAUUCAUGGAUUCCAUACUUUGCAAGAUCUGGAUAUACAAACUAUGUUGGAUGAAGCUUACACUAGGUGGCUCCGUCCAAACGAGAUCCAUGCUCUUCUUUGUAAUCAUAAAUUCUUCACCAUCAACGUCAAACCAGUGAAUUUGCCCAAAAGUGGUACAAUUGUGUUGUUCGACCGGAAGAUGUUGAGGAACUUUAGAAAGGAUGGUCAUAACUGGAAAAAGAAGAAGGAUGGAAAAACAAUUAAGGAAGCUCAUGAACACCUAAAAGUGGGUAACGAGGAAAGGAUUCAUGUUUACUAUGCCCAUGGCAAUGAUAACCCUACAUUUGUGCGAAGGUGUUACUGGUUGUUGGAUAAGUCUCAGGAGCACAUAGUUCUUGUUCACUAUCGCGAGACACAUGAGGCUCAGGCAGCUCCAGCAACACCUGGAAACUCCUACUCAAGUUCGAUCUCUGAACUAUCACCAAAACUUGUGGCUGAAGAUAUCAAUUCUGGUGUCCGUAAUACUUGUAAUACAGAUCUGGAUAUACAAACUAUGUUGGAUGAAGCUUACACUAGGUGGCUCCGUCCAAACGAGAUCCAUGCUCUUCUUUGUAAUCAUAAAUUCUUCACCAUCAACGUCAAACCAGUGAAUUUGCCCAAAAGUGGUACAAUUGUGUUGUUCGACCGGAAGAUGUUGAGGAACUUUAGAAAGGAUGGUCAUAACUGGAAAAAGAAGAAGGAUGGAAAAACAAUUAAGGAAGCUCAUGAACACCUAAAAGUGGGUAACGAGGAAAGGAUUCAUGUUUACUAUGCCCAUGGCAAUGAUAACCCUACAUUUGUGCGAAGGUGUUACUGGUUGUUGGAUAAGUCUCAGGAGCACAUAGUUCUUGUUCACUAUCGCGAGACACAUGAGGCUCAGGCAGCUCCAGCAACACCUGGAAACUCCUACUCAAGUUCGAUCUCUGAACUAUCACCAAAACUUGUGGCUGAAGAUAUCAAUUCUGGUGUCCGUAAUACUUGUAAUACAGGGUUUGAAGUGCGCAGCAACAGUCUGGGUUCUAGAAAUCAUGAGAUUAGGCUUCAUGAGAUCAAUACGCUUGAUUGGGAUGAGCUUCUAGUACCAGCAGAUAUUAGCAACCAGUCUCAUCCAACAGAAGAAGACAUGCUAUACUUCACAGAACAGCUCCAAACUGCACCUAGGGGAUCUACAAAGCAGGGAUAUCAUCUUGCAGGCUACAACGGAUCAGUAGAUAUACCAUCAUACCCCGGUCUCGACGAUCCUGUUUACCAAAAUAAUAACUCAUGUGGUGCAGGAGAAUUUUCUAAUCAGCAUGUGCACUGUGGAGUAGAGUCAAAUCUACAGAGUAGGGAUUCCAGGAUAUCAUCUUGCAGGCUACAACGGAUCAGUAGAUAUACCAUCAUACCCCGGUCUCGAAGAUCCUGUUUACCAAAAUAA